AAUUAUCUUCAGGUCAACAGAUGAUAAAAUAAAGACUGCAAGUCGACACAUCUGCUAUAUAAAGUUCUACUAACAUAAUCUGUCGGUGCAAAACUGGAAGCACUUGGAAAUCGUAACUUGGGGUUACAGUGUGCUAAUAAUCUUUUAAUGAAAAUUCUACAUCUUCUUGGCAAAAAUAAUGCAAGAGAAGCUAAACCAAAGACAGGCAUACCGGUUUGGAUAAUCGGACAAAAUUGAGCAAAGUCGUUACAAACAAAACAAACAUUGUACUUUCAGGCAGUAUCUUUCCGGUCUGAUAUUUGUUUCGCAUAGGAGAUAAACAGUGGCGUCCUUGACAUUAUUAAAACAUUUUUAAAAAAGAAAUUUCCGACGCAAAACUGCAUUAUAAUCUUUGAGCACAUGAUACGUUAACAUGUCUUUAAAAGUUAUAAGUGGUUAUAGACACAUUUUAUUCCUUUCCUUGCUUCUCAUGACGAUGUCAGUUUCUUACUUCCUGUUUACUGAACACACAAAGUGGCAAGACUUGAAAGGAGUUGCCCAGUCAUGGAGAGCAUUUGCUAAGCGAGGUGAUCGAAACAGUAUGUUUAAAUACAACACCUUAGAUGGUGAAAAGGCGAAUGGCCCGGAUUUUGGUAUUCCCGGUGUUGUGAAAAACAAUAAAAAUGAUUUUAAUCCUGCCGAGCAUUCCACUGAUAAUCCAAAUACCGGCGGCUUAUUGGUAGCAGACGACACAAAUGACACAAAACAAACGAAAUGUCCGAACGGAAGCGUGUAUUUCAGUAAUGACUUAUACGAUUGUGACGGCAUCAUGAAAGAUGCAAGAUUCAAGCCGAAGAAUAAAAACAAUACGUUCAAAGAUGAAAUAGACCAAGAAAUGUCUUCACCCCCGACAUUAAAACUAAAACAACCAACAAUUCAAUCUAACGUAAAGCAAUCCAACGGACACAACUCUGCAAAAAAUAACAAUAAAAGAGAAACAAAGAAAGAGCCCAAAAACAUUUUUGUCAACUGUGGUGGAACAUUUCCAAAGACACUUGAACUAUUUUUAGAUACGUAUCCUAAAUCUCCAUCGUAUUCGACAUACACUUUCCUACCGGAAAAUUCCUACGCAGUUAUGUACUCGUAUCUUCCAAACCAUACAGUCAUUCCAUUUGAAGCCUCUUUUAAAAAUAGUUCAAAGAAUGUCGACGUGAAAGCAUUUGGCGCGGACGCCGAGACUACUCAAACUAUACAAGAAAAAGAUCUUGCCGCGUGGCUGAAGGCGAAUACAAAUGAAGAAGAUUUUGUUGUAUUAAGAGUAGAUUCAGAAGACGAAAUUAAGAUUUUGGAACAUGUAGUCAAACGUAAUAGUAUGAAAUUUAUUGAUAAAUACUACACAGCACGUGGAAUUAAUGGAUCCAAGCAAGAAUUGAAACCGUUGAUGGAAACAAUGCGGCAGAUGAAAUUAAAAGCCUUUAAAUGGGACAAUGAUAUGGAGACGUAUUCAGACUUCUUUCUGCUGAACCCCAAUCACAUCCCUGUGCCUGGGAAACGUAUAACUUUAUGUCAACAAAAGGAAGAUGACGAAAAGUUCGCGCUCUUUUUAUAUUCGCCGUCUGCAAGCUUGAAUUCAAUUAAAGCUAUUAACCUUCUACACAAUUUUUCACCAAAAGAUCGUCUGCAACUGACUAUAUUCUUGCGCUAUGAAGUUUUCAAAUUUGGAAGUUUUAUUAAUAUGAAGUCGUUAUUUUCAACUUUUCAUGUUGGCUUGUAUUAUGACAGCGAAGGUUCAAUGCAGGCAACAGAUGGCGUGCAAUACAAUCAACUUAGAAACAAGUUAGUUUUUGUAAGGAGACUAUUUGGUCAAUUUGAUCAAACUUUACAAUAUAUUCUCACAGGAAAUAAUACCAACGAAAAAGUGGUUGCACGCAUUCGAAAAAAUCUUCACUACAGUUUUGUACAAGGGGGAACAGACAUAUCUCAUCUAACUGAAAAGACAUUAGCAGGCAGGACUGUUUCUAUUGACGAUACUGGAAAAGCAAAGGGUGAUUUUUUACUUGUGAAUAUCGAUACAAUUAACGCGGAGUAUUUAGUGCUGUAUAUGGUGCGUAGAUUUGCUCCGUGGUUACUGACUAUUCCAGAAUGUGACGUAACACGUUCUGGAAGUCUUUUAAAUAAUAAAGAUGCCGUUGUACUGUAAAAUGCAUUUAAAUUGGUUGAAAAUAAAAAUGACUUUCAAUAAUUA
Molecule: messenger RNA, 2224 nt
Organism: Ruditapes philippinarum (Manila clam)
Lineage: Eukaryota; Metazoa; Mollusca; Bivalvia; Venerida; Veneridae
Exons: 2
Coding region: 413-2179 (588 amino acids)
Source: RefSeq, a predicted model, not a curated record